AUGAAGAAGAAAAAGAAGGCGGUGGAACCGGCGGCCAAGAGUCGCGGGCCACGGAAGCGGAGCCGCGACGAUGAGCUCGUCAGCGGCGGCGAUCUCAUCACCCACGGUGAUCUCAUCAGCAAACUCCCCGAUGACAUCCUCUGCACAAUCAUCUCCCUCCUGCCCACCAAAGACGGCGCACGCACCCAGGCUGUCGCUCGCCGAUGGCGUCCCCUCUGGCGCUCAGCGCCCCUCAACCUCGACGCCUCCAAACACCUCUGUUCCAACGACUUCAAGCGCUUCUCCCUCAUCUCCAAGAUCCUCUCCGACCACCCUGGCCCCGCCCGCCGCUUCGUCGUCUAUUCCAUCCGCCUCCACAUAGCGGAAAAGAGGUAUGCCGAGGAAGCCGCUCAGAUCGAGAACUGGUUCGUCUUCCCUGCCCUUGACAACCUUCAGGAGCUCGACAUCAACUUUAGGCAGCCCUUUCUCUCUGGACGUGAGAACCGUUUCCCGCUGCCACCAUCCGCGUUCCGCUUAGCACCAACCCUCCUUGUGGCAAAAAUUGGCCUCUGCAAAUUCCCAAAUGAUAUUGCCCAUUCGCUGAGUUUUCCCUUGCUCAAGCAGCUCACCUUAUUCCGCGUCUCCAUUUCCGAGGAUGCCUUCUCUGGGGUGCUCUCUGGUUGCCGUGUGUUGGAGUCACUUAAAUUGCAGGGUAUUCCUGAUGUGAAUUGUCUCCGCAUUAGCUCGACAACUCUCAGGAUCAUCAUCGUCUGCUCUUUGUUUGAGAGGAAAGGAGAAUUGUUCAUUGAGGACGCCCCUUGCCUUGAAAGGCUGCUGCUAAAUCCGGGCACAGGCCGUGACCGUGAGACUAUCCGGGUAAUUAAGGCACCUAAAUUGGAGAUAUUGGGCCUUUUAUCUGCCCGAAUCCCAGAAAUUGAGAUUGCUAAUAUAGUCUUCCAGCGAUUGAUCCCAUCCAGUUUGAAAGUCACAAUAUGCACUGUAAAGGUUUUGGCUCUCCAUUUCUUUAGCCCUGAUUUGGAUGCAGUUCUUGACAUCCUUAGAUGCUUCCCCUGCUUGGAAAAGCUCUAUGUCUUUAGGCACUAUUUUACGUGGGCAGCGAUAGAAAAUGUGCCUCGGUAUGAGUCACUAGAUCCAAUCAAAUGCCUUGAGAGGCAUCUCAAAGUACUGGUUCUGAAAAAUUACAAAGGUGGUGAGGAAGAUGUUGGAUUUGCAAAGUUCUUCGUUUUGAAUGCAAAAGUGGUAAAGGAAAUCAACUUUCAAGUGUAUAAGGAGAUUCGUAUCGACAAGAAAUGGAUGACUCGUCAACUCAGGCUGCUAGAAGUGAAAAAUAGAGCUUCUCAAGACGCCCGAUUGAAAUUUGGAAGAAGUUCUGCUAGUUGGAUUCGCUGUUUGGAUCCCGGCCAGGACUUGUCAAUUGCCGACCCUUUCAACUGUUGUUUUGUAGAUGCUCCUUCAGAAGCAUAUCCGUGA
This is a messenger RNA of Triticum turgidum subsp. durum (durum wheat), 1470 nucleotides long. The record is from the annotation of a GenBank genome assembly. NCBI's taxonomy places the organism in Eukaryota, Viridiplantae, Streptophyta, Magnoliopsida, Poales, Poaceae.